Messenger RNA from Onychostoma macrolepis, 5348 nucleotides. RefSeq names its product U2AF homology motif (UHM) kinase 1 (gene uhmk1). Gene Ontology annotation, cellular component: nucleus; neuronal ribonucleoprotein granule. Gene Ontology annotation, molecular function: RNA binding; ATP binding; ribonucleoprotein complex binding. The coding region runs from base 400 to 1692 and encodes 430 amino acids. Gene Ontology annotation, biological process: regulation of protein export from nucleus; positive regulation of translational initiation; peptidyl-serine phosphorylation. NCBI's taxonomy places the organism in Eukaryota, Metazoa, Chordata, Actinopteri, Cypriniformes, Cyprinidae. The transcript has 8 exons. The record is from RefSeq and is a predicted model, not a curated record.
UUUGCCUGACUGUAGAAAACACGACUUUGAGUAGCAAAAUCGUCAUUUCCGGUAUCAUGGCCACCAAAACAGUGGCAGGAAUUUGUCAACUCGGUCCAAAACUGGGUUUUAUGGAUCCGCUGUGUCUUUGAGGCGCCAACUCGGCUUUUCGGAUCUUUAAGAUCCGACUAUGGUGCCGCACUUCGCACCAAUUUGGGCGUUUGCGUUAAAAUAUGGCAUCUGAAUCCCUGUUCGUCAGCAGUUGGUAGUUAGCUGUAAACUUUGGCAUGCAGAAAAGCACUAUGCAAAGAUCAGUUUAGCAAAAAAAAAAAAAAGUUUCUGCAAAGGGCAACUAAUGGAACAAACACUACAUAUUAUAAACCUGAUAGAAUUUAACUCCGAUUAUUACUGAUAUUAUUCAUGGCUUGUAGUUCUGGCUCCAAUGCAAAAAUGUCCAGUCCAAAUGUCAGCACACCGGUGAUGGCGGUGACACCAGACGCCGUGGAUCAGAAGACAAGCCCGGCGGUAUUUGAGAUUUUCGGAAAGAUCUGGAACGUGCAGGCUCGUUUGGGUCAGGGCGUCUCGGCCUCGGUGUACCGGGUGAGCUCCGGCCGGGCGAGCUCUGCAGUUAAAGAGUUCCAGGUGGACGCGCAGGGCGGAGAUUACGGGUACCUCAAGGAAAGCUCUGUGCUGGAGAAGAUUCAGGGACAUAAAAAUAUCGUGACGCUGUAUGGAAUGUUCACCAAUCACAACCCAUUUGGUGUGGCCACUCAUUGCCUGUUGUUGGAGCUUUUAGAUGUGAGUGUGUCAGAAUUGCUGGUCAGGGUGAGUAAUCAGGGGCAUUCCAUGUGGUUGAUUCAGCACUGUGCCCGUGAUGUUUUGGAGGCCCUUAGCUUCCUGCACAGAGAAGGUUACGUACAUGCUGACCUCAAGCCCCGCAACAUUCUCUGGAGCGCUGACGACGAGUGCUUUAAGCUCAUUGACUUCGGCCUUAGCUUUAAAGAGGGACACCAGGAUGUGAAGUACAUCCAGACAGAUGGAUACCGGGCACCUGAAGCCGAGCUGCAGAACUCACUGGCCCAGGCAGGUCUGGAGAGCGACUCUGGCUGCACAACUGCUGUGGACCUGUGGAGUCUGGGAAUCAUUCUUUUAGAGAUGUUCUCAGGAAUCAAACUGAAAGAAACUGUGAAGUCUCAGGAAUGGAAGGAUAACAGUUCUGCAAUAGUAGAUCAUAUCUUUUCAAGCAAUGCUGUGGUUUACCCGGCUAUCCCUGUUUUUCAUUUGAGGGAUCUGAUCAAAAGUAUGCUUCACAAUGACCCUAAACUGAGAAGCACAGCUGAGGCAGCAUUAAUCAACCCUUUCUUCAGCAUUCCCUUUGCACCUCAUAUUGAAGAUUUGGUUCUUUUGCCUACACCUGUCUUGAGACUACUAAACGUAAUAGAUGACAACCACCUGUAUAAUGAGGAUGAGUAUGAAGAUAUAAUAGAAGACAUGAAAGAAGAAUGUCAGAAGUAUGGCACGGUUGUAUCCUUAUUGAUCCCAAAAGAGAAUCCCGGCAAGGGACAGGUGUUUGUGGAGUAUGCAAAUGCUGGAGACUCCAAAGAAGCCCAGAGACUGCUGACAGGCCGAACGUUUGAUGGCAAGUUCGUGGUCACUACGUUUUAUCCACUGAGUGCCUAUAAGAGAGGUUACUUAUACCAAACUGUGCAGUAAAGCUGCACACACACCUCCAUACAAAACAUGUAAAUUACAAUCAUGUGACUGCUUUUAAACCCUUGAUCUGUGUAUUAUUCUAUUGUGCUACCUUUAAUACUUACUUGUGUCGCUAAGAUCAACAUUGUUGUGAAUAUAGGCACACAUGCAAUUUAACUUGGGUGGAACAAGGAGAAAAGUUUUAGUGCCUGCUUCCUACUUCCUUUUUUUACUAAAUGAUCACACCAUAAUAAGACAAUUAUAUUUACCGUGUGAUAGCUGGUUGCCAGACAUUCAAUAUGUAUGCUUCCAUUUUUUUUUUUUUUUUGCAGUGGGGUUGAUGCACUGCUUUGGUUUACACUGCCUUCUAAACAACAGAUCACUUCAGAGACUAGGUUUACAUGCUUUUUCUGAAUGUCUACGAUUCCAAAAAUGUGUAGUUUAUGUGGCCUGUUUUCGUCCAUUCUUUUUUUCCGUUGUUAGUUUUAGUGAAGGUAUGUUGGUAUUUCCAGUAAUUAUGCACAUAUUUAUAAACUACUGGCAAAAUACACUGGCCUGCAUGCACUGUGGCGUGGUUAACAUUUAUGUUCAACUUGACCAUGAAAGCUGUUUAACCACAUUUAAACUGAAGAUGGGAAUCUGCAGAGAGAGCACAAAUAUGACAGAGCGGGUAUCCUUGUGGUAUAGAUCAUUCUUAAGUGACUUUAUUUUUUUUCGCAUAUUCAGGGUUGACUGGAAUGAGACUCCAUGUCCAACACAAAAGCCACAAUCUGUCUCAUCCAAAACCUCUCUGGAUAUGUUUAUUGAACAUAAUACUAUCGUUUUAGAAUUUUGAACUUGAAUUACAAAGUAUAAUAUUAGUUUAAGUAUAAAUUAGUGUCUGAAAACUCAUCAAAACCAUUUCAAGUGGAAAUACUCAAGUGUCAAAAUGUGUGGUAUGUUGUGCAAAGCAUCGUACCUCAUACCUUCAUAGCACACAUAUGUGAAGAUUCAGGAGCAAAUAAUCUACUCUGUAUCUUCAUUGAUAAAUAAUGCUGUUGUGAGACUCACUUACUUUCCUAUCAAAGAUACAGUAACACAAAUGUGUUUCAGAAAGGCUUAAAACUGAAAUGCUUUCUACAGGCUCGUUCAAGUCAAUUCUGUCUGCUGUUUGAAUGGAUUUUACUAUCUGUACAAUAAUGAUGAGUGAUUUUAAAAUCGUAACAUUAUUUAAAGGCUUUUCCAGUUGUGAUGGGUAUAGUGUUCCUGGUAUCAUUGUGUUUUCCGGUCAGUUUGUCUGUGAUUGCAUGAUAUGGAGUCUUUAAUAGUUCUACAGAGCUUUCUGACACAAGAAAUUCUUCAUAUGUGUUCUCAUUUACUUCAUGAAUAUCGCCUGAUGGCUUUUUCAGUCAUCCAGGUUGAUUGUUUUUCUUUCUACCGUCCUACGAUUGCCAUAAAGUCAGUUUUCUCUGUCCUGCAGUCUAGAAAUAUGAUAUUCACUUCCAGGGCAGUGAGCUCUAAUAUGAUAAGUGUACAAGACCAUGUGAGGAAAGAACAGGCUGGUUUUCUAGAUGGUUUUAAAUUUUAACAAAACAUCCCUUUUUUGUGGAUUAGAUGGCAUUGUGGCCAAUAGUUAUUAUUUUUAUUCACAUUUUUUCGUAUUGUUGGGAAUGUUUUAGGAGUGCUAUUGUAGGGAAAGGGCACUUUGGUUAUGCAUGUUAUGAGUGUGAGUCUAUCCAGAUCUGGGCUAUUUACUUGGAAAGAAAUUGUGAUUGAUCUAGAUUUUAUACACUCAUAUCUCUCUCUCUCACUCUUGCGCGUUAAUGGUGAUGGCAUUUGAGAGAAUUAUGGAGAUGGUGAGCAAGAGAUCAUUUAGUAUCCUGCCCAUAUGAAUCUGGACUGCUGCCAUUGGUAAAUGUGACUCUUGGAAAGAAAGAUUCAGUUGCUAAAACAUUUGAGCUUGUCUGUCUUUGAAUGCACUAGGCAUUGGAUUGUGCUACUACAUGUUUGUAUAAACUUCCUGAGUACAAAGAGAGAACCUGUAUCAGUUCAAAUGAAUGAAUGAAUGAAUGAAUGAAGUAGCCUAGGCUGCUUAUUUAUAUUGUCUUGUUUUAUUCCUCUUCCUGUUUGAGCCAGAGAACACCUACAGUGAACAAAUAAUUGGCUUUUAGAAUGCUAAAUAAUAACAGUAUACAUAUUUACUCAGAAACAAGAAUUUCUGAUAUUACAAAAUUUAUAUCAUGAUGAAACUAUGUUGUUUAUGAAACAGUGAUUUUUAAAUUAAAACAAUUUAUUAUGUGAAUGAAUACUGUGUAUUGCUUACAUGCAACAGAACAUCAACGAGAAAGGGAUUUUCUGUCAUUUUAACAAAUGGGAAGAUUCCAGUUUGACAAUCUAGCUUGAUGUUGAAGUGAAGUCUUCUUAAAUGGAUGAUGAAAAGAUUCAGAUUCAUAUAUGUGAAUAUUAGUUAAUUUGACAAAUGUGACAAUAGCAAUAGUCAGUUUAAGUGCAUAUUGUGCCUGUGAGCAGAGCUGGGUAGUAACUGAUUACAUGUAAUCUGGAUUACGUAAUCAGAUUCCAAAAAUUAAGUACUUGUAAUCAGAGUAAGUUACAUUUGAAAAUACUCGUAAUCAGACUACAGUUACUUUUUUAUGGAUUACAUGAUUACAUAUUAUUCAGACAAUAGCAAGAAAUUAUUCAUAAAUCAUUGAUUCCUAAUUGAACUCCCUAAUUUCUCUUUUUCAUCUUUUAAAUUUUCCUUUCUAAAAUAGCCUACUGAUUAUAUACAUAUUACAUAUGUAUAUAUAGUGCAGUUUUGUGGACAUUCACACAAAGAUCAGUCAUUAGUCAGGUGGCGACAGCAUUGGACCGCUGGAUUUACAAAAAUCAUUUCAGGUUUAAGAAGGGUUUCAACAUUGCAUCAACUAGUCUACUAACACAUUCAUUUUUAUUUGAAUUAUUACUCUGUAGGUUUUUUAACCAUGUAUUAUUAAUUAUAACUAAUUAAAACUAACUAAAAUUUCUUAGUUACAUGUAAUGCAGGCAUUCCAAAACUUUUUGUCAUCUAAACCUUAUUCACCAAAUAUAUUUGCUUUAAGUACCCCUGAGAUUUUAAAAUAAAUAUAUCAAUAAUUAAGUAACACAUUUGCAUGCUCACGGUUUCUUUGAUUUUGAUUAAUGAUCACAUUUCAUGCAGGUAAAUAAAAAUAUUUCAUCUUUUUUUAGAAAGUGUUUUAUUUAAAACAAAGACUGUAGAAAUGCAAAGAUGGUUCUCUCUAUACUUAUGAAUGGGAGAAACUGCAACGCGAAAUAUGGAGGAAUAGUCCCACCUUCUAAAUGAAAGAGCCAAAUUUCCCAUAGAAACUUGACUAGACCAGCCAAUGCACACGCACAGUCAAAAGCACAUUAUCACUCCGCAUGCGCAUUGGCUGGUCUAGCCUGAAAAAUAAGCUUUUUAAAUGCUAUUUGAGCAUAAGAAACACCAUUCAUGGGGCAAUUAAUUUCAGAUUUUUGUUGCUGAUUUGACAUAUGUAAUUUAAUUGUGAGUUCAGCGAGCAGUUUUUGAGAUUUCAGGACCCAUUCAUUAAGAUAGGUCUUGUACGAGCUGCCCGGAGGCGUUGCAAAUUAAAUAUGGCCGCCAAGGGAAGAGACUUUCCUCGAAAGGGAGUUCAAAUAAAAAAAAAAAAUUAAAAAAAAAA